Molecule: messenger RNA, 2192 nt
Organism: Polistes canadensis
Lineage: Eukaryota; Metazoa; Arthropoda; Insecta; Hymenoptera; Vespidae
Product: transcription factor Sp9-like
Exons: 2
Coding region: 283-2061 (592 amino acids)
Biological process (GO): regulation of DNA-templated transcription
Molecular function (GO): DNA-binding transcription factor activity, RNA polymerase II-specific; RNA polymerase II cis-regulatory region sequence-specific DNA binding
Source: RefSeq, a predicted model, not a curated record
GAAAGGGGAAAAAGUUAGUGUGUGAAAUAGUGUGCAGUGACAUUAAUAUUACGUUUAUAUCAAGGAUUUAUUAUUUAAUAAUUAUUCCAUUGAUUUUUAAUAACAUUUAUAAGCUUAUUUAAGGUAUUAUUUUAUCAGUGUGAAUGAAUAAGUAAUUCUGGUUUUACGUGCAACUCAAAAUAAUUGGAUUAACUGGUGACUGCCUUCGCGGUAUAUCAAUUACCUGCGAAGAGCAUUAUUAUUUUCACCAAAAAACGUGUUGCUUUUCUCCAAGGCCCAAAUAUGCUUGUCGACGAGAUGCCUCGUAGCUUCGUUAAGAAAAAUAAUAGUUAUAGUCACUGUCCGCUUAAAAAGCGACCAGUGCUUGUUGUUAUCAACGAGGAUGUUCCUAAAUUGAUCAAAGAAGAAAUCAUUGACGUAGUAACGGAUGAUGUUUCCGAGCCCGAAAAUUUGAGCACAAAACCAGAAGAUCUAAGUAGACACGCCGAGCGUCGUUUAACUCAACUACAACCACAACCACAACCACAACAGCAACAAUUAUUACAACAGCCGAAACGACAACGAGAAGAAGAAGAUGAAGAAGAAGAAGAAGAAGAAAAACAACAUCAGCAGCAGCAACAGCACUAUUAUCAUCAUCAUUUUCCUCCUUAUCAUCAACAUCUUGAAUAUCAACAACUACUGGAACAACAGCAACAUAUGUUGUCGGAACACUUAGCCCAAAAUUUUCCAUCAAGAACACCAUCACCUCCAACGAGGAUACGAUCACCUUCACCAAUCUCAUUGAAAUCUGCCUCACCAUCGAUGCAUCAUCAUCUUCAUAUUCUUCACCCGGUGAAUUUCCAUCAUCACAAUCAUUUCCCAACAAAAGCAAUCACGCCGCCGGCUGGUAUAGCACCAAUUCAUCCUGUCGCAAAGAAAGCACGCGUAGAAGUAAUCCAACAUGAAAGUUCCUCAUCAACGGUGAUAACAGGUACAACAACAACGACAACGGAUACGGGUGCGGAUGCGGCCACGGGUACGACUAGUGGUGGUUCAGCCACAACAGUUUCAGCUAAUACUGGACCGCUUCAUUUCAUGGUUAGUAAGGCAUCCUUGGAACCAUUGAACCUGAACACUCCAGUCGAGCCAUCAGCUCAUUACGCGACACCAACGUGGGCUCAUUCCGCACCUCUGUAUCCACCACACUAUGUACCCUAUCCCGCAAAUUACAGAUAUCAUUCCGGGGGCCAGGAGCUUUAUUCACAAUUUCCUUUACCAACUUAUUCACAUACAUUCCCGGAAGAUACUACAUCAGUAUCGCCACCACCUCACAUUGCUUUGACCUGUCCAACAAUCCAAAGACCAAUUGCCAGGAGUUACAAUCACUGGGCUAAUCCUGAUCAAUGUGGUCUUUCCCCUACUAGUUCCUUAGAAUCAGGAUCUCUGAGAUCACCUCCACCGAUCACUCCUGAAGAUUUAUCUUCUCCAGGAAGUGAAAGUGGAAGAUCUUCUGCCGGUAGUACUUCAUCUGGUCCAACAAUUGGCAAUGUCAAGAUUCAUAAAAACUCGUCGAAUUUAUCAUCUUCGUCUACUACUUCUUCAUCAUCGUCCAAUAAUACUCCAAGGCAUCAGUGUAGAGGUUGUGGAAAAUCUUAUUCCACGUAUUCGGGAUUAACUAAGCAUGAACAUUUUCAUUGUGCCGCAGCUGAAAAAACUAAAAAGAAAUUUUCUUGCAAAUCGUGUGAUAAGGUUUACGUUAGUCUCGGUGCACUUAAAAUGCAUAUCAGAACGCAUACCCUACCAUGCAAGUGUACAACCUGCGGGAAAGCGUUCUCGAGGCCAUGGUUACUUCAAGGCCAUAUCAGGACUCAUACCGGGGAAAAACCGUUCAGUUGUCAGCAUUGUAAUCGCGCAUUCGCCGACAGGAGCAAUUUACGUGCUCAUUUGCAAACGCAUAGCGAGGUUAAAAAGUAUUCAUGCUCGUCUUGUAGAAAAACGUUCAGUAGAAUGUCUUUAUUGUCGAAACAUCAGGAAGGUGGUUGCCCUGGUAUAACAGUAGCGAUAGGCUACGAUCAUUUAUAAAUAAUAAAUGCCGAAAAAAACCGAGAAUCUUUGUACGUUUCACAGAGAUCUUAAAAACGUAUAUGAAAUAAACAGCAAACAAACGCGUUUUAAUAAAAACCGAAUUUUCGCAAUUGUGAAAGAUCUCUCGG